AUGGCCACCCAGAAGGUCAAAGUCCCACACAGCGACCCUGGGCUCCGGCUUCCCCAGGAGGUUCAGCAGGCCGGUGGGCGGAACCUUCCGCUGCGGCUGCGGUCGGGCCUCCGGGCUGGCGACUCCCCGCGCCGGGACCGCUGCGUCCCCGGCUGCUUGGCGCUGGCGACCGGGCUGAAAGUUACUCGGAGCCCGCUGUCUGGGCGGCAGGAAUCGCCCAGCCCUGCGCUAGCGCUGCUGCAGCAGCGCGGCCCUGCCGAGUGGACACUGCGGCCAGCGGCGGCCCCUGGCACGUCCGGCUGCCUCCCACCCUCGGCUCGCGGCUCUCCCCGGGGCGAAGCGGCCCAACUUCUCACCUAUUCCGGCAGAAGCGGCUGGAGAGGCGCGGGCGCGAGCGAGGGCAGCGAUCAACAGAUUGCAGGGCUGCGGCCGGCGCCCGCAGCGCCGCUCUCCGCGCGGGCUUGGCCGGCGGCUUCCGGCCCCGGAGCCGGGGCGCGCCCGCCUUCCGAGGCGACAGCCGGGGACGCAGCCGGGCCGGGAAGCAGGCGCCGUAACCAUGGGGACUGGGGGCGGCGCGGACGGCGACUCCCCGCCGCAGCAAUGGUUCUUCCCGGCCGCGCGGCCGGCCGCCCGCCCGUCACACCGCAGCGCCGAUUUAAAGAGACACCCGGCCCGCGGCGGCCGCGCCCCGCGAACGCGCCCCCCGGCAGGCGCGCCGCCCGCCCGCCGCGCGCCCGAGGGAGAGCCCGGCUGCCGGGGGGCGCGGAGGGAAGCGGACCCUGGCGGGUGCGCAUGGACCUGUGCCGGAGCCACUCGGAGCCGCGGCCCAGCGUGAGUCAGCAGGGCAGGCCCCGCCAGCGCGGGAGAGACCCCGACGCGCCCCCCGCGCCCCCGCCCCGAGAGCCGCUGGCGGGGCGGACUCUGGGUCUCCCCGAAGCUCCGCUCCCGUCGAGGCGCGGCUGA
Molecule: messenger RNA, 963 nt
Organism: Ochotona curzoniae (black-lipped pika)
Lineage: Eukaryota; Metazoa; Chordata; Mammalia; Lagomorpha; Ochotonidae
Product: translation initiation factor IF-2-like
Exons: 2
Coding region: 1-963 (320 amino acids)
Source: RefSeq, a predicted model, not a curated record